ACCUUCCCUUACUCUUUCGCCCUGAACUGCGUCAACCUGAGGUAUGAAGAGGCCAGGUGGACAUAUCAGCUAACAGUCCCUUCUUGGAAACCCUUCCUUUCCUACCCUCAUCACCUCCUCACAUACAGCCAUGGCUCCGAGAAAGCGUACAAGACCCAACCCAGAGUCCACGAACCCCUCAACAGAAACUACGUCACCGACUCCGACUCCGACGUCCUCAACACUCGAAGCAGCGUCAACCCCAGCAUCCGCACCCGCACCCGCACCCGCCCCUGUACUUGCACCUGCACUUGCACCCGCCCCAGAACCCGAACCAGCAGAUGUGGGAGGCGGUAUGGCGCCGAAGAAUCGGUGCAGAAACGACAUUGACCCGAGCUGCCCAUCCGAUACCCAAAAACAAGUCCAUAAGACCAAGAGCUGGUAUGGGUCAUGGCCCAGAACUCCCAACAAGUCAUCCGCCUCGACUCCCCAGAUCGCUCGCGAGACCAUACACGGGGGUACCGUGAAACCUCCCACGACACCCGACCUGCGGAAGUAUGAACCGAAGAAGACCAGCGAUCCCGUCCACCCCCCCGAAGAUGCAGACGACGAACCGGCCACCCUACCCGAUGACGGCGAAAGCACUCUCCAAGCUUCGGAAGCAUCACAGCACAGUUCUGGUUCAAUAACUGCCAAAGAACCGGAUACGGAGGGCGAACCGGCAGACAACCACCAGCAAGCCAUUUCAACCAACGACGACGACACUUCGGCCAAAGACCAUCCCCUUGCACAACAGCCAGUGUCCCCGCAGGGCCCAGCCGUGUCUUCGGGUUGGUUUGGUUGGCUGGCGCGGUCCACGGCAGUAGAUUCCAUGCUUGGUCAUUCGACAGAAUCUCCGUCACAGACACUGGUUGAGGAGCAGCAGGACAAGCAACAGCAACAAGACGAGCAACAGCAACAGGACAAGCAACAGCAACAGGACGAGCAACAGCAACAGGACAAGCAACAGCAACAGGACGAGCAGCAGAAUCAGCAGAAAACCGGGGACGAAACGAGAGCCGAAACCUCUAGUAAUCCAGUUCCCGAGACACCGACAGCAAAGGCAGAAGAAUCCCAACCACCACCUGCUGCUACUGCGCCAUCGGGCUGGUUAAGCUUUUGGGCGACGACUCCCAAACCGGCAUCCAGCACGCAAGACGAACCCUCGAUGCCCUCCCUGCCGAACGAAUCCCAGAGUACAGCAGAGUCUCAUGACACCCCGAUGCCCGAUGCCCCUCCACCACCACCACCGACAUCCGAGUCACCACAGUCACCUGCGCCUUCUGCCGGCUCUACCUGGGCCUUCUGGUCCCGAGAUAUGCGGUCCAAACGCGGCACCGAGCCCGCUUCUCGAAAGCCACAGUCGCAUUCGGAAUCCGGAGAGCUUGCCGUCAUUGGGCAAGGCUCAGAAGCCAAGCCUGAGCCAGCUUGCGGCAUGGAGGUCACCGGCGCCCAAUGUCUCGAUACCCAGAAGGAAGUAAACACCAAACAAAAGUCCGUGACGGGAAAGAAGGCGAAGAGGAUUCGCCCCGAGUCCAUGGACCUCGACGAUGCCGCCUCCGUACGUUCAGGUGCCUCUACGUCAACAGCGCCUCAGCCUGCGGCCCCGUCGAAAACGUCUGCCGUCGACUCUACGCAAGCCAGCGCCAAGAAGAAACAGCAAUCCAUUUCGGCUUCGGAGAGCCCGGCCAAAACUCUCCCUCCCAAUCUCCUGCUUCCAUCCUUUAGUAGCACCUAUCGCAUGAAAGACAACCCGUCCAUCAUCAAGCAAAUCGGCCAGUUUUUACUUCGGACCCAGCAGCCACCCACGAACCACGUGUUCAGGGUCAAGGAUCCGCCCAAGAUCAAGAAGGCCAUAGCCAUCGGUGUCCACGGCCUGUUUCCCGCUUCCUACCUCAGGCCCAUGAUCGGGCAGCCGACGGGAACGUCGAUUCGUCUGGCCAACCAAUGUGCCGAGAGCAUCAGGAGAUGGGUCGAUGGCCACGGAUGCGCCGACUGUGAGAUCGAAAAGGUCGCGCUAGAAGGCGAGGGCAAGAUCGCAGACAGGGUGGACAAUCUGUGGAAGCUGCUCCUGAACUGGAUCGACCACAUCCGGGGCGCCGACCUGAUCAUACUGGCCUGCCAUUCGCAGGGCGUGCCCGUUGCCGUCAUCUUGUUGGCGAAGCUGAUCGACCUGGGCAUCAUCACCGACGCCAGAAUUGGAGUUUGUGCAAUGGCCGGCGUUUCACUUGGGCCCUUCCCAGACUACAAAUCCAGCAUGGCCAUGUUGAUGGGGAACGCGGCCGAGUUGUGGCAAUUCUCGAACCCCGAAAGUGAAGUGUCUAAGCGAUAUGAAGUGGCUCUGAAAGAGGUUCUGGAAUACGGCGUUCGGAUGACCUACAUCGGUAGCAUCGACGACCAACUCGUGCCGCUAGAGUCGGCCAUAUAUUCACCCGCUUCUCACCCAUACAUCUAUCGGGCCGUCUUCAUAGAUGGACGAAUCCAUGCGCCAGACUUCAUCGCACACCUCGUAGGCUUUGCCCUCAAACUUCGCAACCUUGGCAUCUCCGACCACGGUCUCAUCCGCGAGCUCUCCACCCCUCUCGCCGGGUCCCUCUACUCGGGGGAAGGCCACUCCCGCCUCUACUGGGACGACCAGGUAUACGACCUCGCCGUGGCCCACGCCCUCGAGACGACCGACAUCCCCCCGCACGCCCCGAACAGGCAGUGCCACAUCCGCCACCACCGUCCGCCCCGUCCCGAAGGAGCCGCCGGCAACGUUGGCGCGAGCCUCGCCAACCCGAACCCGUACCACCUCCCCUGGAUCAUGCGCGGCCUGCUCGAAGAAGACUUCGUCAAGACGGAGCUUUCCUCGGAGGCGGACGAGCUGCUGCGCCAGUUUGACGUGUGGAAGCCUGUUACCAAGGCGUUGAAAGACGUCAAAUAUCGCCUCGAGGCCGUGCGGUCUAAAAUUUGAACUGCUACUCUCUCUCAAGGCGAUUGGUCCUCUUUUUUUAUUUUUCUUUCUUUCCAUUCCUCCUCCUUUUCAUUUCAGCCAGCGAAUACUCUUGCGUUGUGCGGAUUCGUUCUUCUAGACUUUGGCCUGUGGUGAUAGACGCAUGGCUCGCAUGCCGCGUGGCCGAGGGCUGUCUAAGAGUUGCACAGGAGCAGACGGAUACACGAUAGAGGCGAACAUGGGAACUGUUAAUUAUUAGUGUAAAUACCCAGGUGUCUCGGAAGGUUGGGAGAAAUAGUACCCACGGGCGUUUUAAUGCGAAUACCGCAGUUCGGGGAACGGUAGCAAUGAUAUGCACAGCGGUUCCCUCACCUUGGACGUAUCGCACCACUCUAUCAGUAAUAUCGAACCCUAGUA
Sodiomyces alkalinus F11 is the source of this 3370-nucleotide messenger RNA. RefSeq lists its product as hypothetical. The transcript is spliced from 5 exons. The coding region runs from base 131 to 2974 and encodes 947 amino acids. The record is from RefSeq and is a predicted model, not a curated record. NCBI's taxonomy places the organism in Eukaryota, Fungi, Ascomycota, Sordariomycetes, Glomerellales, Plectosphaerellaceae.